This is a messenger RNA of Echinostoma caproni, 540 nucleotides long. Lineage: Eukaryota; Metazoa; Platyhelminthes; Trematoda; Plagiorchiida; Echinostomatidae. The record is from the annotation of a GenBank genome assembly.
AUGAACACCAUUGGACCUUAUCGGAACAGACAAGAAACGUACCCGUACUUCUCGCUGCCGUUUUGUCGUGGACCUGAAACCACAAUUGAGCAUGCUCACGAAACACUGGGAGAAGCUCUUCAAGGUACCGAGUUGCAAUACAGUGGAAUCAGUAUCCGUUACAAGGUGGAUGUUCAAUCCGCUCCAGUUUGCUCGAUUACGGUAACACAAGAAGUGCAUGACCGAUUGCGCGACGCAAUCAUCGAUCAGUAUUGGUAUCAAAUGUAUCUGGAUGAUUUGCCAAUUUGGAGCGUGGUCGGAGAGGUGGCCAGUGGAAACAAAGCGUAUAUUUGGACGCAUAAGAAAUUAGAAAUCGGUUACAACGACCAACGCAUUGUUCGUGUCACUUUAUUCAACAGCGAACUGGUGCCACUUGAGGUUGGCUCGCAGGUGCAUUUCACCUAUUCGGUUUUCUGGCUCCCGUCCAACAUUACAUUUGAGCGUCGUUAUGAUGAAUAUUUGGAUUAUCAAUUUUUCCAACAUCGAGUGAGUGUUUUCUAA